AUGGCAUUGCUUUGGGAGCUGCCAAACGAGAUGCUCGUCAUGAUUGUCAGGUUUCUGGUUGGUCGAAGAAUCAAUCACUUUGAUCCGGUUGCAACCAAGGAUUUGCAGAGCCUGAGACUUGUUUCCCAUAGGUUCAAAACUGUGGCUACUCCAAUCCUCUUCAAGAACGUUGUGCUUGACUUCAGCUCCUUCAAGCUUGCUGAUAUGAAAAGGAUCCACGAGCUGGUCAUAGCGCCUUUGGAGGCUCAAUGGGAGGAUGAGAUCCCCAAUUUUGACGCGAUCAGAAAGAUCUUGCGUGAGACUAUGGCGGUCUUGCCCACGCUCUACCAUGUCGAAAACUCAGUCUCUACCCAUGAACCUGAGCGAACGGCAAUGGCUUACCAAAAGAUUUGGGACGAGAUGGGCAUCGACCUGUCCGGAAACUUCCCUACUGUAACGAAUGAUCAAAGUGAUACUUUAGGACGAGGGGUCUCAUACCUCAUGACCUCCCUAACGAUCAGCAUCACCAGCUUGAAGCUCCGCGAGGUACCCUUCGAAAACUGGCUCUACCAUUGGCGCAUCCCAGACCAAGUCGUGCAUCUCGACAUCGAGCUCAGGAUCAGUCAAGAAAUUGGCACUCUCGAGGACCCAGUACAAACGUGCUUCGCCGUGCAAGAUUGGCGGAAACAGUUCACGGCCCUCAAGCGUCUCAAGACGCUGCGGCUCAGUCUCUCGUGCGAGGGAUUGUACCCCAACGAGGACGAGUGGUUCGAAAUGGGCGGACCCCAUUUGUACUUCGAUAACCUGCUCACCGGCCCCGAGCUUAGCGUGGAUCGUCUGGAGGCUGCCACCUGUGAGCUCGAGUAUCGAAAACACAAGGGAAUCAGUGAGGCUGGUGUGAUCAAUGACUGCACCUUCCCACGACUCGAAUCCCUGUCCCUAAUCAACUGCCCCCUCCGCGAAGAAGGACUGCUCUAUCUCGCCGUGAUGCACCAGCGAACCCUCCGAAGUAUUCAACUACACAGGGUGGUCUUCGAUGCAACUCCGGGUCAAAUGCCGGUCAAAGAACUGGCGAAAAUUAGAAAUUACCUUCCGAAUCUGACACACCUCGUUCUUUCGAAGAUAGACCUUUACGAUCCAGACAGGGGACAUUUCGAUCUGGAUCUGGAAAUGAGAGAAGAGGUUGCUUCGGUUUAUCGGUGGGACAAGGGGGACGGUGGUGGGGAUGACGGACUGGUUAGGUAUGCCUGGGAUCUUGGGAGGAUUGUGGAGGGGGAGUUGGGGCCGGGUUCGUGA
Messenger RNA from Letharia lupina, 1275 nucleotides. RefSeq lists its product as uncharacterized. The record is from RefSeq and is a predicted model, not a curated record. NCBI's taxonomy places the organism in Eukaryota, Fungi, Ascomycota, Lecanoromycetes, Lecanorales, Parmeliaceae. Bases 1 to 1275 code for a protein of 424 amino acids. The transcript has 4 exons.